This is a messenger RNA of Cadophora gregata, 2634 nucleotides long. RefSeq lists its product as uncharacterized. The transcript has a single exon. NCBI's taxonomy places the organism in Eukaryota, Fungi, Ascomycota, Leotiomycetes, Helotiales, Ploettnerulaceae. The record is from RefSeq and is a predicted model, not a curated record. The coding region runs from base 1 to 2634 and encodes 877 amino acids.
AUGCGGCCUGCUUUACAGACACUGGUCGCCAGCCCGUCCAGUAGAGAGUUGCUGAGAUUCCUGGUUGGAAAUGAGGGCGCCGCCAAAUGCUUUGCGCCGGCGAAUUUGGAGUCGCGCAGAGGGAAGAAGAGGAAUCUGUGCCUGAGAAAGUACUCGGGGCUAGCGAUUGCUGCUAGAGAGAGUCAGGGAAUCGAGUUCCAGGCUAAAGAAAUUGAUGGGACUGGCGACACAGACCAGGAACGGUUACAUCCUCAUGUGGCAGUGAGGCCUGGCGGGGUUGUGAACAAACAGAAGGAGCCGGAUUUCAUUUCGACAGCACCGAAUGCACUGCUGGGAACAACUUCAAGACAAGAAGAGAGUUUAUCGAGGGACGGUGCAUUAAGUCACAUUCAAGCAGAACUGUCAAAAUAUAUGGAGCCAAACGGACGGAUUCAUUGGAGAGAGUCAAUGUUUAGUCAUGAACGGCUCGAGUACGAAUCAGAUAUUUCUGUCUUGCCAGACCGAGACAGAAAAAGACUGCUUGAUACUCGCUACAAAACCGACAUCGAGUUGUGGGCUAUGCUUCUGGAAUACAGACAACGAAUACAUGGAAGUGCAGGUGUGCUGAAUUUCUGGCGUGCAAUUCAAGAACGAGCCAUCCAGCUACCUACGAAAGGAUAUCGUGCGGACUCACUGUGGUACGCAUUUCUGUCACUUGGACUCAAGGAUCCUGAUGUCCUAGAUGAGAUCUACCAGUACUCCAAAGAGAGUGGCCUACAUCCCAGUGUGUACCCAUGCAUCGUUGGCCAUUUUCUUGAAGCCCACCAAGGUGAUGCGGCUCUUACAUGGCACAAUCGUCUAAGUGCGAUCCAGAAACCCAAUCAAAUCACAUUUAGAAACAUGUGUCGAAGAGUGAUUAUUAGAGAAGGCGACUUGGGUAAGCUGAAGCAGUUAUAUAAUAUGCUCCCGUACCGAGAUUUGUACCACAAGAUCAUUCCACUCCUAUGCCAGUCUCAGAAGUACAAGUUGGCGAUGCAGUGGCAUUCUUUCCUCUGCAACAAUGGAGACUUUCCGCCAUCAGCGAAACAUGCCGAAACCCUGGUUCACUAUCUGGCUAAUUAUGACCCGCCUUCCGCGAGAAGGGUAACUCAAGACCUUGUGAAAGGUGGAGUUUCUUUUGCAUCCACACUGUCACAAAAGCUUGAAGACAGCUUCAAGAUUUCCAGGGAAUUGAUGAACGUCAUACACGGAGAGACAUUGCACAUUCCAGUCAAGAAAUACAACGAUGAGCUGGGGGCUCGCUGGUUUGCUACUACUUGGAUAUCCUUGGAUGUUGCAAUCAACGCGGUUCAUGCUCUCGGUAUCCAGGAAAUUGGUCCUCUCUCACUUCAAGCAAUAGCACUUCGAGAUCCGGAACCGAAAGCUAUUCUCGCAAGGAUCGAACAGCUCAAAGAAUUGGGCAUCUCUAUUGGAACGUCUCUCUUUUCCCGAGCCGUCAAGACAUUCGCUCGACAUGCCUCACAUGGCAAGCUUGACGUGUUGGAUGGCCUCUUGAACAGUGACCAGCAUCCAGACGAGCUUGAAAACUUCAAGCUUCAAGAAGCUCUUCUUGAGAAGUAUGCGCACGAGGGUGACUGGACGCAAUAUCGCAGGACACUGGAAAUCAGACUUCUCGCUAGUUUCUCUCCACACAUCGACAGGCGGAACAUUGAGCUGAGAAUGAUCACUUCAACCAGUGAACCUGCUGCUGCUCUUCGCGGUCUUGAAGAUAUGCUACUAGAUGGGAUACCAGUGAAGGGACAAACUAUCUCUCUCCUUCUCAGGCACAUACUACCCCCACGUCAGUCAGGGCAUAGACCUAUGACUCUGCGGAACCGCGAUGGCGGAAAUGGAAAGCCUGAUUUGAUGGAGAGCAUUGCUAUGCUGAAGGCAAUAAUGCGAUCUGGAACUUAUGUUCCACCAAAGGCAUGGCACGAGGUCUUUCGACGACUUGGCAUGCUUGGCCAGAUGGGCAAUUUGAGACGUCUAUGUAUAUGGCUUGCAACGCACUACGGACCGCAGAACCACACGUUAACUGAAUCUUGGCUGCGUCGAUACCGUGUUCCGGCCGAGCUCUCGACAUCCCACGGUUUACACCCAGUCCGCAUGCUGUUUCCAGCUAGUCUACAGAAAGCUAUCAUUGAAUGGGGCUUCAUAGCCAGCCGUCCUCAACUCCUUCGUCGCACGCACUCGUCCCGUCUCCUCACCACAUCAACUUCGCUCGCACAAGCAUCAUCAGCCAUAACAUCCGGCAUCUACAUCCUGAAGAAACUCAACAGUCUCGGCGUCCACAUCGAGCGCCGCAGCGUCCGCAAAGCCAUCUUCCACCGCCUCAUCAUGUACUACGGGCCCGGCUACUCUAAUCGCCGCUACAACGAGCAUCAUAGAGGCACCAUCGUCAGCCUUGAAGAAGCAGCGAAGCAGAUUGAUGAGGCGCUUGGGGGAGAGUACUUUACUGCUGUGGAAUUGCAGAAGAUUAUACAGCGGUUGGCGGCUGUCAAGUGGCGGAGGCGGGAGAGGGCGAGUAAGAGGAAGGGUUUGCUUCAGAGUAGGGAUCCGAGGAGUCGUUUGCUGCUGGGGUCUGGUCGGGUCGAUGAAGAUCAAGAUCUACUCUAG